Mugil cephalus (flathead mullet) is the source of this 2150-nucleotide messenger RNA. It is a transcript of the gene egr2b, whose product is annotated as early growth response 2b. The transcript is spliced from 2 exons. Gene Ontology annotation, molecular function: RNA polymerase II cis-regulatory region sequence-specific DNA binding; DNA-binding transcription factor activity, RNA polymerase II-specific. Gene Ontology annotation, biological process: regulation of transcription by RNA polymerase II. The record is from RefSeq and is a predicted model, not a curated record. NCBI's taxonomy places the organism in Eukaryota, Metazoa, Chordata, Actinopteri, Mugiliformes, Mugilidae. Bases 205 to 1509 code for a protein of 434 amino acids.
AACCGUAGUCUAUCACCAGAGCACAUGAAGCCAGAUCCAGAAGCCAGAAACACGGAUCCUUUCACAACUGGUGACCGACGUCACAUGCAGCGGUGAACCCCAUUUAACUGGGAUAUAAUAUCGUAUGCAUAACGUUUGAAGAAAGGGACACAAAGAAAAGGACAGAGUCAAGAAGACGCAAUAGUUAAUUACUUUUUCUUCACAAUGGCGGCUAAAGCUCUGGACAAAGUGUCGUUGAAUUUAGGGGGGUUCGAGAGCGUGUAUUCAACGGAUGACAUGGGUACCAGUUUACCCACCUCUGUGGCUAUUUUCCCCAACACCGAUUUAGGAGGGCACUUCGACCAAAUGAAUGUGACAACAGAUGGCUUGGUGGGAGCAGAUAUGAGUGUAGAGAAGCGCUCUCUGGAUAUCUCCUCCUUCUCCGGCGGCUUCUCCCAGCCCCCGUCCCACCGCAACCAGACGUUUACCUACAUGGGAAAGUUCUCUAUCGAUUCCCAGUACCCAGGUAACUGGAACCCUGAGGGAGUCAUCAACAUCGUCUCGGGCAUCUUUAACGUGGCCCAGCCGCCUCCUCCUCAUACCUCUUCGGCGUCGUCCUCUCCGUCUACUUCAGUAUCUCCCAAACACUUCUCCAGCGGAAAUUUAAGUUGCACCAUGGCGGCUCAGAGCGGUGCAGAUCUAGACCACCACAAUCAUCUGUAUUCACCCCCGCCUCCUUACUCAUCCUCCGGCUGUGGUGAAGUGUACCAGGACCCUUCGGCCUUCUUGUCCACCUCCACCUGCCCCAUCGCUUCUUACCCGCCACCAUCCUAUUCUACAUCUAAACACCCUGGCAGCUCAGACGCGCCAGGGCUGUUUCCCAUCAUACCCGACUACUCGGGCUUCUUCCAGCCCGGCUGCCAGCGAGACAUACACACUGCAGAUCGGAAACCGUUUGGCCCCUGUUCGCUCGAUACAUUCCGCGUCCCUCCACCUCUAACCCCGUUGAACACUAUUAGGAACUUUACAUUAGGGGGUUCGGGUGGUGGUUGCUCCGAGGGCGGAACGCCGAGACUCCCAUCUACCUACAGUCCACAGAACUUGCCUCUAAGACCGAUCUUGCGACCCAGAAAGUACCCGAACAGACCCAGCAAGACGCCCAUCCAUGAGCGACCAUACCCCUGUCCAGCAGAAGGCUGCGACCGACGAUUCUCGCGCUCAGACGAACUGACCAGACACAUACGCAUCCACACUGGACACAAGCCGUUCCAAUGUCGGAUCUGCAUGCGCAACUUUAGCCGUAGCGACCACCUCACCACUCACAUCCGAACGCACACGGGGGAGAAGCCGUUCGCCUGCGACUUCUGUGGCCGCAAGUUCGCUCGGAGCGACGAGAGGAAGAGACACACGAAGAUCCACCUGAGGCAGAAGGAGAGAAAGUCAUCCACUGUCUCCUGCUCAUCAUCCGGCACCUCCGGGCUGGAAAGGUCAUCAGGCGCAAUCAGUGCAACAAACGGGAUCUGUUCGUAGGUUUCCUGAGAAAACGAUGUCAACCUGGCAACAUCGGCACACUAACCCCUAAGAGGACGAUCAAAUAAUGAUUCUGAAACGGCUGAGAAUUAAAGAUAAGCAGCUACACCAGAAUGCAAGUAAACAAGAACUAUUUUGCAGUGGUCCAUAAUUACAAAUUCAUCUAUUCAUGACUGACACGAAUGCACUUUGCCUGUACAGUCUACUGAACAUACAAAUAAAUACAGACAUUACUUCAUAAGAUUUCAGCGGGAUGCUUGUAAAAUAAAUGGAUGCGCGUAUAAAUGAAAUAACUGACGUGACAUUCCGAAGAAAACAAGUCUAAGUUAUUUUGACUAUUUAAUGGAGGGAUCAAAUUUAACAUGUUUUUUUUAAGAGUAUUUAGUGCCUUGCUUUGUGUCGUUUUGUACACAGACUGAUUCAAGGACGCUUCUAAUGCAAUGCAGCCUAUUCUUAAAUAUAAAGUUGCAAGACAUCUUAUUUUUCUAUACAUUUCUUCUCGCAUAACUACAAGUGUCUAGCCGUUCGUGUGUAAAACUAUGUUUAGUGUAAAUACGUUGAACUCAUACCACCUUGACAUUUUUAUUGUAACAGGUUGUGUUUUUGUGUUUCUUAAUAAACGGAUGAGAAUGAUAGACACA